Daphnia carinata is the source of this 661-nucleotide messenger RNA. RefSeq lists its product as uncharacterized. The record is from RefSeq and is a predicted model, not a curated record. The transcript is spliced from 2 exons. Bases 68 to 649 code for a protein of 193 amino acids. NCBI's taxonomy places the organism in Eukaryota, Metazoa, Arthropoda, Branchiopoda, Diplostraca, Daphniidae.
GAUCCAUUAUUUCUACAAUUGUUUUCACGACGUGAUUUUCGCUAGAACGCCUUCAGUCAGCGCACGAAUGAUUGUCAGGGUACCACUGCUGUCAGCCGUUUUGGUUUUCAUGGCCGUCUGUUUAGUCCUGACGGCCAAACAAGACGUCCAAGUGGCCCAUCUUUUAACUGGUUAUCAUCCGUUGAGUCGGUUAGGCAUCUUACAGCAAGGCCCUAGUCGUAUGAUGGCUUCUAAAGCUAUGACGACCUACGUUGUAUAUAGGACUACGAUACCCACAUGUAGUUUCACAACUUCGUGCGCGGUAACGAACGGCCCUGUCUCGGCCUGCAGACGACGUGAGCUGGACAUUGACGCGAUUUUACCUAACAAACCAAUCAAAGUUGAAACGACCUCUGCUCCGGAAGAAUCCGCUUCGAGUUUUAUUCCGGAUAUUGUUAGUUCGAGUGAACCGAGGGAUGUGUUGGUUAACGGUCUCUUGCCUGGAGGAACUUGCGGGCCGUCUGCUGGCCCGUCUUUCGGUGUAACCAUCAUCUACACACGGACAAUCAUUUCUGAUUUCAUUUGUUUAGCGUCUGUUACCCACACGAACACGUUCACAGUGGCUGGUUGCACACCUUUGGGUCUCGUCUAUUGCAACCAAUUCUUUUAAUUAAAUUUAUUU